Molecule: messenger RNA, 2078 nt
Organism: Rana temporaria (common frog)
Lineage: Eukaryota; Metazoa; Chordata; Amphibia; Anura; Ranidae
Gene: INAVA
Product: innate immunity activator
Exons: 11
Coding region: 155-1612 (485 amino acids)
Biological process (GO): adherens junction maintenance; positive regulation of protein ubiquitination
Source: RefSeq, a predicted model, not a curated record
ACUGUCGCUCCCUCCCUCUCUGCGUUCAGGUACAGACAGGUAUUCCAGCUUCCUCUCAUACCAAACGGAGCAUUCUGCACAUUACAUUCACAUACUGUACUUCGUGCUACUGGACUUUGACCGGCUUUUUAGAAAUUCCAAAAAAACAUUUGCCAUGGGAAUCCAGGAAGACCCAAAUGACAGAGAAAUGGACUAUAUCAUCCAACCAGUUACAAGCUCUCCCUUGACUUCAUGUAAAGAGUUGACACAAGCAAUGCGCAUUCAGCAAAGUUCACUGGAAAAGAAAAUGCAAAGCUGUCUGGAUGAGCUACGUCAGAUUUGCUUGCGUGAGGCUGAAUUGAUAGGGGUCCUGCCAAAGGAAUUUCCCCUUAAGCCUGGGGAAACGCCUCCAAAAGUCCGGCGAAGAGUUGGAGCUUUAUUUAAACUGGAUGAAAGAACAAUUCACUGUCAUGGGAAGGAUCCACUUGGCUAUCUAGAAAGGGAUCUGGCAUUACAACGACAGAUAACAGAGGCUGCACGUCGUCUAUACAUGGAAGAGUCAGUUUCUAGACAAGUUCGGCAGCAAAGGAAGGCGGCACUGAAAACAUCAGAGCAAAAACUUCGUUUUCUGGAGAAUAGACUAGUCCAAGAGCAAAGCCAAGAGAAUCUGCAUACGGAUGACAGUAGCAGUACAUCGGAAUCCAGUUCCCUUUCUGAUGUUGCAACAUUGGGGGAAGAUGACAGUCUGCAAAGAGUACAAGUCAACAGGCCCAUGCGACCUCAGACUUUAGAGGGAUUGUGCCUUAUGAGGACAGAAAAUGAAAAUGACAAAUCUCCAAUACAGAAUAGCCCCUGGAUGGAGUCCAGCCUAGACCUGCCUUAUGACAAAAACCAGAGAAGGUCAUGCAACUCCCAAGGCAAUAGCAGAUGGCUCCAUACAGAGUUUAUUCAGAGAGGCAACAGCAGCCCAGCAGUAACCCCUGUAUCAGAAGAAUCAUUCACAGAGAGUGUUAAUAACCUCAACUUGGCACAUUUAGGCUUACAGGAUAGCCCAGAAAGAAGCAACAAAAGGCUUGCGUCUUAUUCAGUGAGAGUUCAGAGUGUCCCAGGAGAUUCUGAUAUCCGAGGGCGAACAAUAUGUCGAAGAGCAACGAGUUUCAACAAUUCACAGAAUAAUAACUUGAGUACUCUUUCAUUGUCGAAUCCAGUUUACAUAUCCUCCAAUCCACUGUACACGUCAAACUCCUCCGAGUCACUAUUGGAGUCAUCUAGCCCUCAACCCUCCUACAAUUUAGCAUACUGUCCUUUAACGCCAAAAAGUAAUGUUCUUUUGGUUACACGUGCGCCAUCUAUAAGGGAGCACAGUGUCAUAUAUGGACCUUCGAAGUCUGAAGUUACGGACGAGUUAAGAGGUUGGCAUGCCAGAGCACGAAUGAGAGGAUCCGAUGCAAUAAGACCAAGAUCUUUAGAUAGGAAAGGAGCUGUAAGGAUUCGCAGAGGGAUAUCUUGGAGUCCUGCUUUAGGCUCACAAAAAACACAGAUAGCACCUUUCCAUGUGUUAAGGAGAACAGCAGAGGGGGCCCCCCUGCAAUGGUACGAUCCUGAAGAGGCACAGAUUAUAAGUCAAGUGUAGAAACUGACAAAAGUACAAAGAACAAUGAAAUCACAAGGCCGCCCUUACAGUGCUUCUGCAUUUCCCUGUCUUUUAUAUGUAUUUCUUUCUGACAGUCUUUAUGUUGUCAGUCUUAUUCUUUGUGUAUAGGUCUCUUUGCUGGACAGAGAAUUAUGUUGUUAUUUACAAUAGAUUAUACAUUGCAGAGCAGUGUUACCAAUGUUAAAAUGAUGCUACUAUGUUUAAAUAACAUUGCACAAAAUACAUAUUAUGCUGCUUAAGAUGAAUGUGGUGUAUAGUAACACAAGAUUUUGGAUGUGUAAAAUAUGUUGUAUUCUUAUUAUUUAUUAAAAACAGAAACAAAGCAAAGGUUGAAUAAAACCAACAAAAAAUGUGAUUCCCUUAUAGCCCAGGCUUUGUGUAUCCACUGAUGAGUACACAAAGAUUUAUCCCAAUUAAAGUGGGCAAAAAUCCUAACUAUUCUAAA